AUGCUCUACUCAAAGCUUUUCGUUGCCGCCCUCAACGGCAUCAGCUGCGUCGCGGCUAUGCCCGCUGAGCAGCCUGCCGAGCUGGCCAAGGCAGAGGCGUUUCCCCGUGGCGAAUGCCGCGAUGAACGCGACGAACUUUACUGCGGCCGCAGUGUCAAGGAGUUUACUCGCUACGAUGCGAAGAACAGGCUCUGCUUCGCGAAUGACGGAGGCAACAGGCUCUUCUGCGCAAUUCGUGAGCAACAGGAGCUGGCUAUCGAGCUGGCUCGCGAAUUCGACAGAAUCACACGAUGCGAGAUCGAUCAGUACUAUGGCUACAGAGAGCGCCGCUGCGAAUGCUACCGCCGCGAAUGCCGCGAUGGCGAUCGUGAUGGCGACAGACGCGGCGGCCGUGAUGGUGAACGCGAUGGUGACCGAGGCCGUGGUGGUCGUGAUGGUGACCGUGGCCGCGAUGACCACGACCCCAAUUGCAAGGGCGAUGACCUUGCUUUCUGCGCGGCUAGUGAGGACUUGAUCAUUACCUAUGAGCGUGGCGCCGAGAUUUGCGACAGAAACCGUGGCAACUACGUCUUCUGCGCCAACCGGGAGCGCGGUGCUGCCCGCGACAAGGCCAGAGAUCACUUCCGCGACCGCAACAAGAAGCAGGCCUAG
Colletotrichum scovillei is the source of this 651-nucleotide messenger RNA. RefSeq lists its product as uncharacterized. NCBI's taxonomy places the organism in Eukaryota, Fungi, Ascomycota, Sordariomycetes, Glomerellales, Glomerellaceae. Bases 1 to 651 code for a protein of 216 amino acids. The record is from RefSeq and is a predicted model, not a curated record. The transcript has 4 exons.